This is a messenger RNA of Paramuricea clavata, 345 nucleotides long. Lineage: Eukaryota; Metazoa; Cnidaria; Anthozoa; Malacalcyonacea; Plexauridae. The record is from the annotation of a GenBank genome assembly.
AUGGAUGAUACAAAACACAAACCAACAGCAAACAGUCCUCAUAGUGUUCAUGUCUUGAAAGAGGACUACCGGAAAACCUAUGUAUUGGAAGUUAUCGACAAAUUCCUUGACGAGUAUGUUUUUGUUGGUGGAGAUGAGGUGUCAGACGGUGUUUGGUGCUAUGGAGUCAACCUCAUGAAGUGUUUCAUGUUGCUGGCUGACUUUAAGGAUGCUGUUUCCACUGGCAAUGGUGAGCACUUACUGAUCCUCAGGAAACAGCUGCUAGACCAUUUCUUUUCAACACCCGGGUUCAAUGAGUUUGCCAUUGAAAUGUUUAUAAACAUUUCACUUUCUAACACUUUCUAA